Falco peregrinus (peregrine falcon) is the source of this 2112-nucleotide messenger RNA. It is a transcript of the gene HAPLN4, whose product is annotated as hyaluronan and proteoglycan link protein 4. The transcript is spliced from 5 exons. Lineage: Eukaryota; Metazoa; Chordata; Aves; Falconiformes; Falconidae. Gene Ontology annotation, molecular function: hyaluronic acid binding. Gene Ontology annotation, biological process: cell adhesion. The coding region runs from base 133 to 1254 and encodes 373 amino acids. The record is from RefSeq and is a predicted model, not a curated record.
AGCCGGGGCAGGGCCGGGCCGAGCUCCCGGUGCCGCCCCCUGCGCGGAGCCGCACCGGCAGCACCGGCGGCACCGGAGCGCUCCUGCGGCCGGGCCCCCCCCCGCGGGCCGGCACCGCUCCGCGGAGACACGAUGCGUCCCCAAAGUCCCUGGGCGGCCGGCCCAGCAGCUCUGCUGCUCCUCGCUGGUGUCCUCGCCUCCGACCCGCCGCUCAGCACCCGGGGACGGAAGAAGGUGGUCCAUGUCAUGGAGGGUGACAGCGGGGCCGUGGUCGUGCAGACAGCCCCGGGGAAGGUGGUGACACACCGGGGCGGCACCAUCAUCCUGCCCUGCCGGUACCACUACGACGUGUCCGCCCACGACCCGGCCGAGAUCCGCCUCAAGUGGACCAAGGUGACAGAGCCCAUGGCCUUCGUGGAUGUCUUUGUGGCGCUGGGGAAGGCGCGGCGGGCGUUUGGCAGCUACCGCGGCCGCACGGCUCUGCAGGAGGAUGGCUUCGGCGACGCCUCACUCAUCAUCCGCAACGUCACCCUGCAAGACUAUGGCCGCUAUGAGUGCGAGGUCACCAACGAGCUGGAGGAUGACACCGGCAUGGUCAAGCUGGACCUCGAAGGCGUGAUCUUCCCCUACCACCCGCGGCUGGGUCGCUACACCCUGAACUUCCACGAGGCGCAGCAGGCGUGCCUGGAGCAGGACGGCAUCCUGGCCUCGCACGACCAGCUGCACCAGGCCUGGCUGGAGGGCAUGGACUGGUGCAAUGCCGGCUGGCUGGAGGAUGGCUCCGUGCAGUAUCCCAUCUCCCGGCCGCGGGAGGAGUGCGGCCGCAAGGACACGCCGGUGGGGGUACGCAACUACGGCUACCGACACAAGGAAAGCGAGCACUAUGACGCCUUCUGCUUCACCUCCAAUCUCAACGGCAAAGUCUACUUCUUGAAGACCUACCGCAAGCUGAGCUACGCCGAGGCGGUGCAGGCCUGCAAGAACAACGGGGCGGCUGUGGCCAAGGUGGGCCAGCUCUACGCCGCCUGGAAGAUCCAGCUGCUGGACCGCUGCGAGGCUGGCUGGCUGGAGGAUGGCAGCAUCCGCUACCCCAUCGUCAACCCCCGGGCACGCUGCGGGGGCCGGGAGCCCGGCGUGCGCAACCUGGGCUUCCCAGACAAGAAGUACAAGCUUUUUGGGGUUUAUUGCUUCAAAAAAGCUGGCCAGGCUGCCCCCGAGAAGGCGCUGGGUGGGGGGCAUCCCAAUCGCGUGUGAGGCUCACCCCCUCAGCGGGAGCACCCCCAGAUUUGGCCGGGGACACCCCCACUGUAUGCUGGGCUCCCCGGCGGCGCUGCCUCCUGCGACAUGACAGCGCGGGAUGCUGCAGGCAGCCCCUGCGUUGGACUGGGAGAGGUGCCCAUGUGAUGCCGGUGCGGCUGCUGUGCCGCAGGCUGCCGACAAAGCCCGGUGACGCUUGGGGAAACUGAGGCAGCAGGAGGGGAACGGCUUCAGUAGCCCAGCCAGGAGCCUGUGCUUGGAUCCAGGGCUGGCUCCCCAGCUCGUUGCAGUUCUUGCUUAUCAAUCAGCGUAUUGCAUGUGCUAGAGGCCCAUCCAGAGCAAAGCAGGCUUGAGCCCCCCAUGUCCGCGGUACCCAGCGCCGCACUAAACCCCCCAGGAGAUGCCAUGGGCAGCCAGCAUCAGGGGACUGGCAGGUCUUGGGGGGGGGGGGGGGGGGGCUGACCUGCCACAGGCUCUGCCCCAUCCCCAGAAUCCUACCUUGGCACGGGCAAGGAUGGGGGGCACUGAGCUUGGCUUCAUGCGACAUGGGCAGCGGGGGUGGCAACCACAGCCCCUCCAGCACCCGCAUGCACCCGCUCGCCGCUGGCCGCCCCACGGGGCUGCUGCUGGAGCUGGGCAAGCUGGGCGGCCGCACACCCCUGCCUGGGGCUGGGGCAGCUCUUUAGCGCUUGGCUUCGUGCAGAAGUGGCUGAUGCCGGGAGCGGGGAGGUGCUGGGUGGGCACCGUUCCCUGCACCCACCUGGCCAAGCACUGGCUCGAGGCUUUUUGGCAGCCCUGGCGCUCGCGAGCUGGACGUAGAUGAAAUAAAAGCUUCGGCCGCUUUUUGAGAGCUGA